Molecule: messenger RNA, 1046 nt
Organism: Abrus precatorius (Indian licorice)
Lineage: Eukaryota; Viridiplantae; Streptophyta; Magnoliopsida; Fabales; Fabaceae
Product: transcription repressor OFP13-like
Exons: 1
Coding region: 6-755 (249 amino acids)
Biological process (GO): negative regulation of DNA-templated transcription
Source: RefSeq, a predicted model, not a curated record
CCACAAUGGCCAAGAAAAUGAAACUUCCUUCUCUUCUCAAAAACACACAACACAACAAACCUUCUUCAUCAUGGCCUUGGCCUUCUUGUCACCAACCAAAAACACUCUCCUUCAGAGCCAACACCAAUGACACCACAUUCAACACCAUUAACGCAGCACUCUUAGAUGCCACCAUGGACAUGUUAGAGACCUCUCACUCCUUCUUCACUGUCUCUCCUGACUCUGCCAGCUUCUCCACCGCCUCAUAUGAAGAUUCAGUGAUUCGUGGCUUGCGUUCUGACCGUUUGUUCUUCGAGCUAGAUGAGACUAGUUCUAUAUUGGAAGCUAAAGCACGAACCUUACCCUUCAAAGACAGCGUGGUGUUGUCCAUGGAAUCUCAAGACCCUUACGUGGAUUUUCGAAAGUCCAUGGAGGAGAUGGUGGCGGCUAAAUGUGUUAAGGAUUGGGAGGGUCUUCAAGAGCUUUUGUGUUGGUAUUUGAGGGUCAACGGUAAAAGCAACCAUGGUUAUAUUGUUGGCGCUUUCGUUGACUUAUUGGUCGCUUCUUCUUCUUCCUCACUGUCUUCUUCUGAUUCCCAUUCUCCUUCUUCCCCUUUAUCUUUUUAUAGUUCUUCUCUUUCUUCCUCUUGCAGCACUCGUUGUGUGUCUUGUUUGGAAGCUGAGGUAGAGGUUGAUAUAGCUACUCCUAGUUCUUCUUUGUUGUUAGAACGAGUUAGGGAAGAUGAGGCUUCAUCUUCUUCGGUUUCAAUUAAUUAAAUAUUUUGUUUAACUGUAUUUUUAUGUAUACUACCUAGUAGUUAAUAAUUAGUCACAUUUUUUUUGUUUCAUGGCUUCCAUGGCUUCCACGGCUUUCCCUAUCUUAUGGAGUUCACACGUGUGGAACAAAUGCAACCGUGUGAAGGGAAAUGGAGAUAGGUUGUCGAUUUUUGUUUCCUUUACUAUAUGGGAAGACAAGGUGAGGAAGUUCCUAUAUUUGUCUUAAUUAUGCUAUGCUUACUAUUUUUGUAAAGUCAUUAUCUCUUGUCGAUCUAUGUAUAUGUGGCUAAA